AUGUCACCAUUCAGCCUAGCUUCCCUCCGCAUGAGUCUGAGCACGGCUCUAGUCGUCUCAGUAUGCGUCGUCGACUCUGUCACCAUCGCUUACGACGGCUCACUCAUGGGCUCUCUGAACGUCAUGGCAUCGUACCAGAAGUACUUUGAGCUCACCACCGCCACCACCGCCGUCAACACCUGCGCAACCUUCCUGGGCGCCAUCCUCAUUGGGCCUUUCACCGGCAUGCUCAUCGACUGGAAGGGACGAAAGGUCGGCCUCUACGCUUCUGGUAUCGUCAACAUCAUCGGAGCCAUCAUUGCGGGAGCCGCCGUCAACAUCGCCAUGUUCAUCGCCGGACGCUUGAUCAUCGGAAUCGGUGUCGGACUGGGACAGACGGCUGCCGGAACAUACGUCGCGGAAACGACUGCGCCUUCGAUACGGUCUCUGGCAUUGGGAUUGUACUUCUCGUGCUGGGCAGUUGGAGCUCUGCUCGCUGCUGGGAUCUCUUACGGGUCUUCAGCACUUGAGCCGUCUGACUGGGCUUGGAGAGUCCCGUCAAUCUUACAAGCCGCGCCGCCCCUCUUCGUCAUGAUUCUCAUCUAUUUAGCCCCCGAAUCACCCAGAUGGCUAGCCUUCCAGGACCGAAGAGAUGAGGCCCUCGAGGUCUUGGCUAAGGUAAAUGGAGGAAACAACGAUGACGAGAACGUGCAGAUGCAGUUCAGAGAGAUCAUCGAGACACUAGAGUACGAGAAGAGGGAGGGUCAGGCUCUGGGGUUGAAGGGAAUGGUUCGCAAACCCAACCGCAAGCGCCUGCUACUGGCUUUAUCCGUUGCUCCGCUGGCCAUGUUGACAGGAUCCAACGUCAUCACAUACUAUUUCGGCCGAAUGUUGAGCCAGGCUGGCAUCACGGACUCGACGACACAGCUCCAGAUCAACGUCAUCCUCUCCUCCUGGCAACUGGUUGUCGCGGUUACGGGAUCAACUCUCGCGGAGAAGCUCGGCCGAAGGCUUCUCGCUCUGGGUAGUCUCGGGGCAUGCUCCGCGUUCUUCUACCUCCUCGCCGGUCUCACGGCCAAGUUCGGGACCUCGGGAGACAAGGCCGGCACCUAUGGCACGAUUGCUUGCAUCUUCCUCUUCCUGGGGACGUACUCCUUUGGCAUCACGCCCCUCACGGCCAUGUACGCGCCUGAGGUUCUAUCUUACAACAUGCGCGCCAACGGAAUCGCGAUGCAGGGUAUCCUAAUCAAGUCGUGCGGCGUGCUGGUGUCCAUGGCGUUCCCGUACCUGUUUGAGAGCAUCGGGUGGAAGACGUACAUUGUCAACGCGUCGUGGAAUAUCCUUAUAUGGCUUUACGUCUACUUCGAGUGGGUUGAGACCAAGGGAUUGACGUUGGAAGAGAUCGACGUCCUGUUUGACAGCCAAAAGGCGGUCCAGACCAUCGAGGAGGGUGUGCUGAAACCAGUCGCCGAGCAGCAGGCAAAUAACUCCGAAUGCGAGUAUCCUAUCACCGAGGAGAACAAAAGAUCUAUCUCGGUUGACCAAACCCACGAGAUCCUGGACCGCCUGCAGAGACUCGAGGAUCACUUCACAACGUUCUCAAACAUAUCCCUUGGGAAUCACGUACAGCCGGACGACGACUUCACCCCGCACUCGUACGGGCCACCAAGUCACGAACCGUCUCCGGAAUCCGCCUUCGCGUCUCCAGGCUACGCACCACUUUCAGUCGACCCGGCAAUCCAUGUCUCCCCUACCUCGGCUGCCGCCGCCGCCGCCGCCGCCGCCACCACGCCGGCGGUGGCUCUCGCCUCCCGCCAGAGGAGCAGCGCGGGAACGGACACCUGCAUCACCGCCCCCAUGGCGAUCCCCAUGUCCCACUCCACCACCACAGGGAGCCUCCUCCAGUCCAGAUCCGCCAAGGCGCUUUUGGGUGACUAUCCCGCCGACGUGUUCCUCCGCGUCGAGAGCAAGCGGGUGAUCCCCGAGCCUCUUUCACUAACGCCCAUACCCCUGGACCGAAUCACCUUUCCAGAAAUCGACGUCGAGACGGCUCUUCCGCUGGUCAACAACUUCUUCGACCUCGUUAACCCGCAGCACCCCAUCCUCGACAGGGAGGACUUCGAGCAGGUUUAUCAAGAUGUCGUGGAAAACCAGCCGUUCCAGCCCGAUCUCCGCACCGCGCUGGUGCUGGUCGUCAUGGCCCUCGGGAAGGCGGCGGUGGAUACGCCCGACCUGACGCAGGAUGCUUGGCUCCCCGGAGUUGAGCUCUUCACGCCCGCGAUGAAGGUGCUCCUGGCGACGUGGUUCGACGCGUUCGGCGAUGACCUCUUGUUGCCCCAGGGUUUGUACCUUGCGGCUCUGUACUACAGCUACUUGUCGAGGCCGCUGCAGGCGUGGAGGCUGACGCACCUGGCCUCGACGAGCAUACAGCAUUUUCCCAUCCGGCACCGUGCCAUGCGGCAACCCCUCGAGGAAACCCACAAACAUCAGCCAAUCACCCGGCUGUGCUGGGCCAUCUUCGUCCUAGAAUGCGACAUCGUGGCCGAGCACCACCUCCCCCGAAGCGGCAUAGACCAAGUCAUCGAGAACCUCCCCUUCCCCCGCUGCGGCAACCCGCCCGACCCCGCGAUGCUGUACUGGCUAGCGGACCUAUCCGCCCGCCGCCUGCUCAACAGGAUACACCACGUCAUGUACGACACGGCGAGCCUGGCCACGCCGAACCCGACGGGCGACCUGGCGGAGGGGGCGUCGCCGACGGAGCCGUCCGCCUCCUUGGUUUCCGUGUCGGCGGAGCUGAGCCACCAGUUGGGCGCGUGGUACGAUCUGCUGCCGUCCAUCAUCAAGCCCGACCUGAACAACCCCAGUCCGAGCGUCGACGAGGCCAUCAUGAUGUUGAGGUACCACGCGGCGGGUGACAUCAUCUUCCGCCCGUUUCUGCACCAGGUUUGCCGGAUGGCGCCGGGCGUGACGCCGGCGGAGUCCGUGGUGGAGAACGCGAAGCGGUGUUUGUACCACUGUCGGCAGUUUCUUGCCGUUGCUGAGCAUCGUCUGAAGGGGUCUUGUGGCUCUCUCGAGAUUGUGCUGUACUCGUAA
Molecule: messenger RNA, 3072 nt
Organism: Colletotrichum karsti
Lineage: Eukaryota; Fungi; Ascomycota; Sordariomycetes; Glomerellales; Glomerellaceae
Exons: 7
Coding region: 1-3072 (1023 amino acids)
Biological process (GO): carbohydrate transport; DNA-templated transcription; transmembrane transport
Cellular component (GO): membrane
Molecular function (GO): zinc ion binding; carbohydrate:proton symporter activity; DNA binding
Source: RefSeq, a predicted model, not a curated record